This is a messenger RNA of Adineta steineri, 981 nucleotides long. NCBI's taxonomy places the organism in Eukaryota, Metazoa, Rotifera, Eurotatoria, Adinetida, Adinetidae. The record is from the annotation of a GenBank genome assembly.
AUGAGUGAUGCACGAUAUAGCCACACAGCAUCUGUAUUAUAUAAUGGAAAAGUAUUAGUUAAUGGUGGAUAUAAUCGUAACAUUGGCUAUUUAAAUAGUGCUGAGCUGUAUAAUCCAUCAGCAGGUACUUGGACAACUACUGGUAGCAUGACUAAUGCACGAUAUUAUCAUACAUCAUCUGUAUUACCAAAUGGGAAAGUACUAGUUACUGGUGGAUACAAUGGUAAUACUAAUAUUUUAAAUAGUGCUGAAUUAUAUGAUCCAGCAACAGGUACUUGGACGACUACUAGUAGCAUGACUAAUUCACGAUGGUAUCACACAGCAUCUGUACUAUCCAAUGGGAAAGUAUUAGUUACGGGUGGAGAAGGCGUUGGCAAUAUUUCUUUAAACAAUGCUGAACUGUAUGAUCCAGCAACAGGUACUUGGACGACUACUAGUAGCAUGGCUAAUUCACGACAGUAUCAUAUAGCAUCUGUAUUAUCAAAUGGGAAAGUAUUAGUUACUGGCGGCUAUAAUACAAGUACUAGUUUAAACAGUGCUGAAUUGUAUGACCCAUCAACAGGCACUUGGGCAAUCACUAAUAACAUGAAUAAUGCACGAGAGUGGCACUCAGCAUCUGUAUUAUCAAAUGGAAAAGUAUUAGUUGCUGGUGGAUAUAAUACUAGUACUAGUUUAAAUAGUGCUGAAGUGUAUGAUCCAUCGACAAGUACUUGGACAAAUACUGGUAACAUGAAUAGUGCACGAUAUAUUCACACAACUUCUGUAUUAUCUAAUGGAAAAGUACUGGUUACUGGUGGAUUCAUUGGUAAUAGUUUAAAUAGUGCUGAGCUGUAUGAUUCAUCCACAGGCACUUGGAUAACUACUGGUAAUAUGACUGAUGGACGAGAUUUUCACACAGCAUCUGUAUUAUCGAAUGGAAAACUAUUAGUUACUGGUGGAUGGAAUGGUGCUACUGUUUUAAAUAGUGUGGAAUUAUAUUAA